This is a messenger RNA of Closterium sp. Yama58-4, 795 nucleotides long. The record is from the annotation of a GenBank genome assembly. Lineage: Eukaryota; Viridiplantae; Streptophyta; Zygnematophyceae; Desmidiales; Closteriaceae.
AUGUCCCAACCCCUUGAGGUCUACCUCAUCUGGCACGGCACGUGGCCGUUGUCGCAGAAAACUCCCGUGCAGAAGUUUGUCGAUUCCAUUUCCGACACCACGCUCGCCAACAAGCCCGGCAGCGUCAGCGACUGGUGGAACAUUAACCGCCUCUACAAGGCCGGCGCCACCUACGUCACGCCCACCGUCUCCCGCAGCAACACGGAGAUCAACAUCUUAGCCGCGUCAUCAGCCUCGGGCCAGAAACCCCUGAAGAAAGCUGAGCUGUUGGCUCUUAUCAACUUCCAAAUUCUGUCGGGAUCGCUGCCGCGAAUCAGCAGCGCCGUCUACGUCAUCCUCACUUCGGCUGAGGUGGAUGUCGACGGAUUUGGCAGCGACUUCUGUGCGUUCCACGAUUACAGCGGGAGCAUCAAGUGGAUGUGGUACCUGUCGAGGUGCGCGCAUCAAGCGGCGGCAGGCCUCGAGUACCCCAACGGCGACAGAAUUCUUGACGGGCUGAUUUCCAACUUCGCCCACGUGCUUUCGGAGACGGUGGUUAACCCUAACCUCAACAGCUGGUCGGACGAUAACGGAAACGAAAACAUGGAUCUGUGCCAGGACAUCUGGGGCACCGAAUACCUCACUGAUGACAGCCCCGCUGUACAGUACAACGCUGUGGGUGUAGACGACUACAAAUUCUUCCUGCCUACGAACCUCAAUCCCACCACCGGGUUUUGCAUGAACGGGCUGUCUGUGCUCCCUGGUGUGUGCGGGAAGGAGCUUUUCAACUACCCGUGCGACGCUGGUGGCCUGUAG